GUCAAUGCUCGUCCUCGUGUGGCUCUACUGCGCGCUCUCGUAACCAUGUCGCCAUUUUGAUUCGAAAAAUAUGACUGAGUUUUUCCUGCUUUGCAUGCUAAACUUAGCUUCGCGUUUGAAUUACUUUGUGCGUGAGUACGAACCAUACCCUUUCUCUCUCUGAAAUACGAGGCAUUGCUAUUAACGUGAAGUCGCCGUUAAUGUCGGGGCGCUGUUCAAUUGACAGACUUCUGAGCUACAUUUUGGACUAACGUUAGCUAAGUUGAGCUAACGUUAGCUAACAGCAGCCUGUGCUGUCGCAGACUGACCCCUUCUUCAAAACAAAUCACUCACGGGCUGAUGUGUGCUAGCGGAUAGUUAGCUGGAUAGCUGGCUGCUUGACGAAAAAAAACUCCCAACAACAACCUAGCACAGACAGAAAAGGAACAGCGGAGGACUUUAAAAAUCUAAGGUUAUGGUGAGCCUCUCAGCGUCUCAUCUCCUAAAGAGGCCUGCGUUUUAAAGAGGAGACCCAUGCUGAUAAAUGCCAGGCCUCGCCACACACUCUGUCGUCUGCACAAAUACAAAUGCCUGCCUGCCCGUGGGGGAGGUCUGAUUAAAGAUAUCCACAUUUCAUCCACUGGGCUGUGUCCCCCGUCCCAGCGGCCACCAUGUUUUGGAAGUUCGACCUACACACCACCUCCCACAUCGACCAGCUGCUGGACAGGGAGGACGUGACGCUGAGGGAGCUGAUGGAGGAGGACGACGUGCUGCAGGAGUGCAAGGCCCAGAACCGCCGGCUACUGCUCUUCCUCUCCCAGGACCACUGCAUGCAGGAGCUGGUCAGCCUCAUCACCACGGAGCCGCCUGCGGACCUGGAGGAGAGGAGCCGCUUUAAGUUUCCCAACAUUGCGUGCGAGCUCCUGACAUCAGACGUGUCCAUUAUAAACGAUAAACUGGGCGCGGAAGAGUCUCUCCUCGAGAUGCUGUACCACUUUCUUGAGCAGGACCCGCCCCUCAACCCUCUACUGGCCAGUUUCUUCAGCAAAACCAUCGGCAAUCUCAUCGCCAGGAAGACUGAACAGGUGAUCACCUUCCUAAAGAAAAAGGAAGGUUUCAUUGGUCUGGUGCUGAAACAUAUAGAUGCCUCUGCCAUGAUGGACCUGCUGCUUCGCCUCAUCAGUUGUGUGGAGCCUGCCCCCUUGAGGCAGGAGGUCCUCCAUUGGCUGAAUGAGGAGAAGCUGGUUCAGAGACUCACAGAGCUCAUCCAUACCGGCAAAGAUGAGGAGAGACAAUCAAACGCGUCCCAAACGCUUUGUGACAUCAUCCGCCUUAGUCGAGACCAGGCCAAUCAGAUGCAGGAGAAUGCGGAGGUCGACCCACUAUUGGCUGUGCUAGAGUCGCAGGAGAGUGUAGCAGGACUCCUCAAGAACAUGUUUGAGGGGGAGAGAAGCGAGGCCUCCAUCGUUAACGGAACUCAAGUGCUACUUACCUUACUGGAGACCAGGAGGUCUGGGUUGGAAGGGCUGAUGGAUCUGUAUUCUCAGGGUUAUGAAAGGUCUUACACUGUCAGCAGCAGUAUUUUAAAUGCCAUUGAGCCCCAUUUAAAGGACUUCCAGCAGCUUCUUCUGGAUCCCCCCAAGAAAAGUGCAAUAUUGACGACCGUCGGCGUUCUCGAGCAGCCACUGGGGAACGCCCGCCUUCACGUGGCCCGGCUGGUGGCCGCCCUGCUGCAGACCAAUGCCCCCACAAUCUGCCAGGAGCUCUGCAAUCUUGCCACCAUGGACCUACUACUGGAUCUGUUCUUCAAAUACUCCUGGAAUAACUUUUUGCACUUCCAAGUGGAGCUGUGCGUGGCGGCUAUCCUGAACCACCCUUCCUCAGAGGAGCGGCCCAGCCCAGGCCUCCAGAACCACGACGGGAAGCCUGCAGCAACAUCGGCCGCCGAGGCACAGGGGGGGGAGGCAGUGGAGACAGGCGGGACCAGUGAACCACAGACCUCCAUUCAUAAUGCCCUUGUGGCACAUCUCUUCCAGAAGUGUCGAUUGGUACAAAAGAUCCUUGAUGCCUGGGAGGAAAAUGAUAAAAUACAGGCUGAGGGCGGCACCAGAAGAGGCAACAUGGGUCAUCUGACCAGAAUUUCCAACAUGGUGGUCCAGAACCUGGAGAAAGGACCAGUACAGGCUCAGAUCACUGAUCUCAUCAAAGAGCUGCCAGAGGACUGCAGAGGCCGCUGGGAGAGCUUCGUGGACGAGACCCUGAGAGAGACUAACAGGAGGAACACGGUAGAGCUGGUCAGCACCCACAACAUGCACUCAUCCAGCGAGGACGACGAUAUGGAGAGCCCCUUCCCCAACGAUCUGUCGCUCCAACAGGCCUUCUCUGACUAUCAGAUCCAACAGAUGACCGCCAACUUUGUGGAUCAGUUUGGGUUCAACGACGAGGAGUUCAGCGAGCAUGAUGAAAAUAUCAAUGCCACAUUUGACAGAAUUGCCGAAAUAAACUUCAAUCUAGAUGCUGAUGAUAAUAGUGCCAACGCGGCUGCUUUUGAAGCCUGCUGUAAAGAGAGGAUACGCCAGUUUGACGAUGCUGAAGAAGAAGAGGACAUUUGGGAGGACAAAGAGAUAAACUAUGCAACACAAGCUAAAUCCAGAACAAGGUUUGGGGUGUCUCAAACCUCCGAGGGAAGCUCCAGGAGCAGCAUGGAGAACGGAGGCAGGGAGCGAGACCGCGGAUCUGAGUCUGAUGAGGAUGAGGACUCUGAGCAGAACACGUCAGAAUCAGGUCCUGGCUGGACAGCGAAUUUCAGGGACUCUGGAGGGAACGCAGCAUCCCAAACCCCGGCAUCAUGGGACACCUCAUCUGGAGGAGGAACAGGCACACAGGAAACAGGCUGGGCCAACUUCACUGAGUUCCAGCCUUUCUCUGGUACAGAGACUGAACCCAGGUGCAGCUCUCCUGUGGACUCGGGCAGCAGCGACACAGAAAAACAAGCCAAACAAAACCACGAGAAGAGCGAUGUUAGUGCCUCCCCCGAUGCUCCUCCGGCAGGAGAUGGGAGGAAAGCUCCUCUCGUGGCCUCAGACAGCAGCUCCUCCGGGGGAUCCGACAGCGAGGAGGACGACAAAAACGCCGGGAAGGCUCCUCCCGCCGCAGCCGUCACCUCGGAAACGGCCGGUGCCCCCGGCAACAAGACAGCUGACCUCAAUAGCGAGGAGAGUCCGGUGUCUCUGGAGAAACUCACUCUGUCAGAUCCUCCUCAAGCGUCAGAACAGCAGCCAUCCGAGGACUCACCAGUAACCACACAGACUGACAGGAAAGAGCAAACGCCCCCGCCACAGGAAGUGUCCGUCAACGGGCCGGUCUGAGCGCGAGCCGCCGGCGAAACCCAACCAGUUGGACGGCGAGGGGCGGGACUGUCAGCCUCCUCCCAGAGUGACUCUCCCUUAAACAACCUCACUGCGACUAUACGGUGUUUUUAUUGAAUCACUCUGCCAUGUUAUUGGACCCCGGACACUGCCAAUCAACACCAAUAAUGAGGUGACGGAACAUGUAAUAAAAACAACAACAACAACAAAAACAAAAACACACACAGAAAUAUGGGGAAAAAGAAAAAAAACCAACAGACAGGAUGGAGUGUAGAGGAAUCAUCUUCAAAGCCCCCCUCCCCACCCCCACCCAAUGUUGCACAUAAUUAACGUGCGGUUUUAAAUGUAGCAGCGAUCUUUUUGAAAAACGACAGAAUCCGAGGGGUAACAUCAUCAUCAUGGUUUUUUGUUUUGUUUUGUUUUUUUAAAUGUCCUGAAAGAUUUUUUCUCUCCUACUCGUCGAAAAAGCUGUUGGAACCCGAUUGUUAGGGAUUUUACACCGUCACCCCUGAACGGAUAGCACAGGCUAAUUUUUAAACGAUGCCUCAACAAUGAUUUUUUUUUUUUUUUAAUCCGUUUUUUUUUUUUUUUUUUUUUUUUUUUUUUCAAGCUUAAGAAAAAGCACUUAUGCAGCCAUUUACUGUACAUUAUAGCACAAUGUAAGUGUUCUACCCUCAUCUCUGCUGGCUGUCUUAUCUGUCCUCUCAUCACCCAGAUCAAGGUUUUUAUCAUUAUUCCCGUUCUUUUUUUUUUUCUCCUCCGUUUUUUUGUUUUGUUUUCCGUUGUUUUUUUUUUUGUUUUGGUUGCUGUUGCUGAAACAUCUCUUGUUGUCCAACAUCACCAGGUUUGUCUUGAAUGUUUUGAAGUGCUUCAGGAGGGUCUGUCGAGGAGGAGGAGGAGGCGGGUCGAUGAACAGAGCUCUAAUAGUAUUACUGUCUUUUGCUCAUGUGCAAUAAUGUCAAUUAGCCAUUUUAUUUAAAAUGAAAUUCAACAUAUUUCUUUUUAAAAAGAAUCAAUCUAGUGUCAGAGACUCAUUGGGUGUAGUUUUGGGCAAACAAAUUUGGAUAUAAUCUCAAUUUGAGAUUUCAGAUUUUUUAAAAUCUAUUGUCUUUUUUUUUUUCCUUCUUUUUAGUGCAUGUAUAACCGGUUCUCUGUUGACCUAGCUAGUGAGCUAAGACCUUCUGAUUGUAUUGACCUUUAAGUUCUUAUUGCUAUCCCCCUUGAAUCAACCAAACAUUAUCUACCUAUAUACAAAUAUUAUCUACAUUUAAAAGUAAUUUUACAAGCAAUCUUGAGAUUACUAUUGUUGUCUGUUCCUCUUUUUUUUCUCUCUCUCUCAUUCUUUCUUUCCACCAAGCACUUACUCACAAGGCGAGAGUGGCAUCUGGUAAGAGUGACGCUGUAUUAUAAUUUUUUUUUGUUAGGUUUUUUUUUUUUUUUAAGUUUUAAUUUUAUUUCUCUCUCUGAGCAGCAGGAUUGGAAAGAGGGCAGGUUCUGGGUUCUGCAGAAAUCCAGGCCGUCUUUUUUUUUUUUUUUGGUGUACUUACUUAAAUCAUUUUGACAGCGAUCAGGUUCUACGAUCAUUGUUCAAAAAAGGAAAAAAAAGAAAAAAAAAAGAAAAAAAUUGAAAUUAAAAGUGUCUGGUUGACCACAUUAAUACCAAAAGCUUUGCUGUGCCCGUCUGGUUGUUGUCUUUCCAACUCU
Scomber japonicus (chub mackerel) is the source of this 5051-nucleotide messenger RNA. It is a transcript of the gene ppp6r2a, whose product is annotated as protein phosphatase 6, regulatory subunit 2a. Bases 651 to 3347 code for a protein of 898 amino acids. The record is from RefSeq and is a predicted model, not a curated record. Gene Ontology annotation, cellular component: nucleus; cytosol. Gene Ontology annotation, molecular function: protein phosphatase regulator activity; protein phosphatase binding. The transcript has 24 exons. Lineage: Eukaryota; Metazoa; Chordata; Actinopteri; Scombriformes; Scombridae.